Colletes gigas is the source of this 4521-nucleotide messenger RNA. It is a transcript of the gene Ptip, whose product is annotated as PAX-interacting protein 1-like. The transcript is spliced from 9 exons. Gene Ontology annotation, cellular component: MLL3/4 complex. The coding region runs from base 133 to 4287 and encodes 1384 amino acids. NCBI's taxonomy places the organism in Eukaryota, Metazoa, Arthropoda, Insecta, Hymenoptera, Colletidae. The record is from RefSeq and is a predicted model, not a curated record.
AUCAUAAUAAUAACAAAAGCGUCGCGGCUGAGUUUUGUUAUCAAAUAUUGUGCAUAGUUUUCGAGUGAUUUCCGAAAACGCGGCGUUUUGUUGUGAUGUGGAAAACGUGAUUUCAUCUGCAGUUUUCCAAGGAUGGGCGACAUUAGGGCCGGUCUCGAGGAAUUAAAACUUGACGGGGCUCUGUUUGCCGACGUUAAAUACUACGUCAGCGGCGAAGGUGAUCCCAAGAUAUUAAAUUUACUACAAGAGGGCGGUGCAGAAAGAUCAAAUUAUUUUAGUGAUUUUGUUACACAUUUAAUAGCAGGCUAUGAUGCAUUGGAAAAUGAUAUAUCUGCUGCUAAGGAUAUCUAUGAAAUACCAGCAGUUACGCAGAACUGGAUUUUAUACUCUGUCAAAUGCAACAAACUUCUGCCACCACACUAUUUUUCACCUGAAAAUACACAAUUAUUUUCGAACGUGCGAGCAUGUGUAUCUCAGGUAAGCCGUGCAGAUAGUAAAAGCCUAUGGGCAAUGAUCACAUUGCAAGGUGGUAAAUGUCAAUUACGUUUAGACCGGUAUUGCACACACUUAAUUACUGGAAAAGCUGCUGGCUUGAAGUACGAAACUGCUACUAGACAUCCCAUUCAAAUUGUAACGCCAGAUUGGAUAACAGAAUGUUGUAGAAAAGGGAGUAUCGUAAGUGAAGUCGAGUAUCAUCCUAGACUUUUAAUAUUUUCAAAUAGUUCAACAGCUAUGAUUACUGGCUUUAUGGACGAAGACACGGAAAAUAGUACUGCGCAAGAAGAACAGGAUAGAACUAAAGCUAUGUUGGAACAACUUAAACAACGUAUGCCUUGGAAUCAACCAAGUCCACCUGUAUCUUCCAAUACAUCGCAUAGUAUUAAUACAGCUAAUAUAACUGUAACAACAAUUCCUUAUUCAACAAAUGGACAGAAUACUGUUAACGUGCAGCAGCAACAUCUUUCACGUCCAAUUGCAACUACAAGUUUGUCUAAUGCCUGUACAAUCGUGUCUUCUGUAUCUGAUCAAAAUGUUACGCAAACUGGUUGGCUACCGCAAGCUUCUCAACAAAAUAAUGUUGCACAGUUGAAAUCUGUGUCACAAAUACAACAAUCAGAAAUAGCUCCGCAACAACAGCAGCAGCAACAACAACAACAGCAGCAGCAGCAGAUUAAUAUACAACAUUCAUUAUUACAACAGCAGCAGCAACAACUGAGUCAACAACAACAACUGUCGCAACAACUCGUCCAACAUCCACAAUUGCAACAAACGUAUACUCAGCAACAACUUUUAAAUCAACAACAAUCACCUCAGUUAGCAUCGCAACAACAAUUAAUAGGAGCACAACAACAGUCGCUUGCACAGCAGACAUUGAUGCCGCAACAGCAACAACAACAAAUAAAUCCACAACUACCUCAACAUCCGUUGUCAUCCUCCCAACAGUUGCUUACGCAACAACAAAAACAAUUAAAUCAACACCAGAUACUUUCCCAGCAACAACAUUUAUCUCAGCAACAGCAAAUUACUUCCCAGCAACAACUAGUUCAACAACAACAAGUGCAAUUAUCGCCGCAGCAACAAAUAGUUCUGCAACAACAACAGCAACUUCCUACGCAACAGCAACAUCAAUUAAAUCAACAACCAUCUCCAUCGCAACAGCUUACAACAGAACAGCGACAGAUUAUAUUAUUACAACAACAGCAGCAACAACAACAAAAGAUUCAACAAAUUUCUCAGCAGUUGCAACAAUCAGCGCCUCAAAGUGCUCAGCAAUUUGUUAUAAGGGAUGGCCAGUUACAGCAACAACCUCAAAAUCAACAAAUAAUGGGACCGAAUCAACAGGGCUUUAUCGUGCAAAGAGAUUCGCAAUGGCAACAACAACAGUACCACAUACAAUUACAAAGACAGCAGCAACAACAAAUUGGUUCUCAAAGGCCGAGCGGACAAUGGACGCAACAGCCGCCCCAACCGCCAAGGCAGUUGAUUCAAUUAGAUGCACAAACGCAUCAACAAUUACAACAAAUGGAUCCACAACAAAGAGCCCAAUUUAUUCAAAAGAUUCAAAAGCAGAAGAACUUAAUACUGCAAAGGCAAAUGCAAAAUCGCCAAACUCAACAAGGAGCUCAUAUUGCUGUUAUCAGAAGUCCAGGAAAGCCAGUACAGCCGGGCGGUUUACAGUGGGUUCAGCAACCACGACCUCAAAUAGUAGGGCCACAAAUCGCACAAACACCCAGCCAAAAACCAGUACAUCCUGUAGUUCAGCCGCCAGCUCUGACACCGCUGAAUUCCACCAACCCAGUGAUAGUACAAACAGGACAAACCGUACAAGGACCACAAACAGCUCAGAAUAGUCAAACUUUCCAACAAGGACAGCCUUUGACACCUCAGCACAUAGCGCAGUUACAUAUGCAAAAGCAACAAAUUGCAAGAUUGCAACAAUUACAGCAUUUGCAGCAACAGCAACAACAACAGCAGCAGCAGCAGCAGCAGCAGCAGCAGCAACAGCAGCAGCAGCAAGGUGCACAACCAGAUCCACCUCUGACACCGUUAUCUAAUAACGUUCAGAUACCGCCUGACCAACAAUUGGUCGUCAAUGCUAAAACGAAAACCGCAUUGGCGAACAUGCUGACGAACAGAUUGCAAGGCAGCGCAGCCGAGGGCAGUGCAGCCGGUCAGCUGAGACUAAUGACAGCACAACAUAGACCACCGCCUCCACCUUCACAAGAUCCUCAACUGCUUGCUGCUUACCAACGAAGAACUGUAGGAAACAUUACGAACGGAACACCAUCCGGGGCGCCGAUAAAGAUGCAAUACGCUCCGGUGAUGACACAGGCUAAAGCUCAAUUCUACGGACACAAUCCAAAUCUAAAACUGCCACCAGAUCUAUUUUUGCUAGGUUGUAUCUUUGUUAUCGUUGAAUACGACGUGCAACGUCCGAACGAUGUUUCCAUAUGGAAGCAAGUGAUCGAGAGACACGGCGGGGAGGUCGAGCCUCAGUAUUGCACGCGUGCUACUCACGUGCUGGCGAUCACGCAGAAACAUCCGACCGUAGUGCAGGCACUGCGCGAGGGGAAGCGCUGUGUCAGCGCUCACUGGCUGUCGGACGUUGUCAGUAAACAGCAGGUACUGCCACCAUGGCACGCGCUGCAUUUCCCAACGCCGUUCAGUUUGACGGAACUGCCGUGCGCGAAGCAAAUCGUCUCGUUGUCCGGAUUCGAGGGCGAGGAACGCGCGAAAGUGAAGUAUAUGCUGGAAGCGUUGGGAUCAAAGGUCACCAAUUACUUCACGAGACAUAACACACUCCUCGUUUGCAGAAGACCGGACGGUCAAAAAUAUAAAAAAGCGCGGGAAUGGCAAACUGGGGUUGUAAAUGCUCAGUGGUUAACGGACUUGUUGUGCGGACAAAUGAAUGCUAUUCAUCAGACCGAAAACCCUAAAUAUCAACAAUAUAGCCUGAGCAAUCCCUUUAGAUUGGAUUAUUCGCUAGUGCCUCAUUUAAUGGCUGCAUGGAAGAUGCCAAUAAAUAUUACUCAAGAGUCUUACGAUAAAGUAAAGCAGGUUGGUCAGGGUCCAAAUUCGAUAAGAAAGUAUAAAAAACCGCGAUUAGACGGUCCGUUAUUAAACAAAGAUCCACAUUUGCUGGGUUUAGACGAACCUAUAGUCGUCAGUAAUCCCGAUCCUCCGUCUCUGGAUAAACAACCGAGAAUAUUAUUCUCCGGUAUCAAUCCUCGAAAACAUGCGAAGAGAAUUCGGGAAUUAGGUGGUGCACUGGCAGCCAGUUGGCGGGACGCUACUCACCUCGUAAUGUCAGCACCGAUAAGGACUGUAAAAUUAUUAUGUUGCCUGUCACGUUGUAAAUAUAUUGUCACGUUGCAAUGGCUACUCGACUGUUCGGCGAGGAACACGUUUUUAGAUGAAAGUGGAUACAUGCUUGGUGAUCCAGAAUUCGAGAAGAAUUUUAAUUGUAAUAUUGAAAAGGCUCUGGCGAGCUGUAACCGGGGAACAGUACUUAAGGGUAAAAUAUUUUAUGUCACACCAAGUGUGGUGCCAUCGCCAUCGGCGAUCGCAGAAAUUAUCGAAAGCGCCGGAGGAACGAUGGAAAAAACGCGGAGGUCUCUCGCGCAAAUCCAAGAAAUGAAUAGUAAUAAAUUAACUUAUGUCAUCGUCACUCAUGAGAAUGAUCUUCAUCUUCUUUCCGACGUUUUACGUGCAAAUAUCAGUGUGUUCAGUGCAGAAAUCGUGUUAGGAGCAGUUGCACGACAAUACUUCCAACCUGAACAAGUAUGAAUACAACGCAGUUCUCUGUGUACUGCAUUUUAAUCCCUGAUACGAGCUUACUAAAUUUCUUUAGUAAGCUAUUUUAGAGAUGAAAUUUUUGCUUACCUUCUUCAAUGGGACAAUAAAGAACAUAAUUUUAUGAUACAGAAGGAACUAUUUUCACUAAUGCAUUCCAAACCUCUCCUUUCAUGCUGCUUUUUUAAAUACGCAUAUUUUAUAAUAACGUCCUCGAACAAAUUUUUA